This is a messenger RNA of Tetranychus urticae (two-spotted spider mite), 1818 nucleotides long. RefSeq lists its product as uncharacterized. Lineage: Eukaryota; Metazoa; Arthropoda; Arachnida; Trombidiformes; Tetranychidae. Gene Ontology annotation, molecular function: protein binding. The record is from RefSeq and is a predicted model, not a curated record.
CAGAAGCUUUCCCGCCACUCCACACCAUACAUUAACUUUCCAAUCAUUGGUAAAUGCUAUGGUUAACCAAGAGAUUUUGUUUCAUUAAGAGCUAUUGUAUUUCAUUUCGUCUCUGAACUAUUUAAUUAAUUUAUUUAGUUUAAAUUUUUAUUGUGAUUUCUCUAAUUCAACCAAUAUGGAUGCAGAAGAUAAUAAUUGUGAUCAAAGACUGAAGAUAGUGAAUAGAAACAGAGAAUAUUAUGUUUCUAAAAAGCUCAUUUGUUCAUCUGUGCCUUACUUUGAGAAAAUGUUUUGUUGUGAUCUGUUGGAAUCAAAGGAAAACAAAGUGGAACUAGAUUUUGAUGAACAUGUCUUCAAUUCUAUCCUCGAUUGGAUUCAUUCGGAAUCAUUCUUCCUCCAAAUGGAAGAUGUUAUUAGUUUUUACGAAGCAGCUGAUUAUUUGAUGAUAAAUGAACGUUUGUUUCAACCUUGUUUGGCCUUUUUCCAUGAAAAAUUCACUAUUAAACAUCUUCCAUCUGUUUUAUCUCAAGUCACAAAAGUGUCAAAAUUGAUCAGCUCGGGAUCCAUUGAAAACAUCAUUUGCCGAUAUUUCUUACAGAUAGUUAACACGGAUAUCUUCUUGAACUACCCGUUUGAAACAGUUGAAGCUAUUCUCAAAUUGGAUUUGAUGGUUUAUUCAGAGUAUCAAGUAUUUGAUUCAAUAAUCAAAUGGGUGAAAAAAGCAGACUCUAGAAAAGAUUUACUGCAACAGCUGUUGAAUUGUGUCCGUUGGUGCUUCAUGGAUGCUGAUGACUUAUCUGUGGUUGAAAAUAAUGAAUUGAUCAAGGCUCUUCCUAAUUUCAAAGCAAUUAUAUCUUCUAACGUUGAAUAUGAAUUCGAUCGUUGUAAACAAAGGUAUUUUGUAUCCAUCCAGCAAAUGGACGAAACUUUAAGGAUUAAAUUGUUCGAUGAUCAAUUUUUUUGUUUCACGAUUGGCGAUUUUACUCAAGAUGAUUCUAUUUCACUUGAAAUUGUCCACGGAGAACACAUUUCAGAUAUUCUAUUUGAUUCUGGAACCAAAGGAAUCCGAAUCGAUUGGAUGAACAAGACAUAUCGAUGGCUCGACUUCAAAGUUGCUGGUAAUACUUACUACAGUCGAUUCAUUAAAUUUAUUGUAGAGUUCCCCGAUAUUGGCAGAGGCUUCUCUUGCUAUUUGGAUGCGCAAGAUGGCACACUUCCUUAUAGGAUAAAUUAUAAUGAACAUUUCUUCCUUGAAUCUAAUGGUAGAUUCAUUUUGAUUGGUAAAACUAAAGACGAGAAGAAGUGGUUUGGUAUUUUUUCAGUUAUACAUAAAAAUUGGUUCAAUAUUUUCAAAGAUCACAAUCACUCUUUCCAUGCGACUGUUUUGGAACCAGUUGUUUAUAUAUUGACGAAGGAUCUCGAAUUUAUACAAUUCAAUCACGAAACUAAACACUUCAAUAAGAGUGAACCAUUUAAAGAGGAAAAAUUCAAUUUCGAUGAUUUAAUCUUGACUUCUCACCCAAAAAACGAUGACAAAGUAAUUCUGAUCAAUAAAUCAACUGGAGCAAUUUAUGUUUUCUGCAUCAAUCAGAAGGAAUGGAUUGAAAAAUAUCGAAUCAUGAACAUGCACUUUUCUUCCAAUAGUUCAGGUUCUCCCAUCAAUAAGUAUAUUGCAUUUACUCCAGCAUUUUUAUCGAUGAAAGUUAUCAAACCUUUGUAUGAACAGUACGCUCAUCGACUAUAGACUACCAUGUGUACGCCUGAAUUCCGUGUACCAACUGUGAACGACAUUAUGCAUUAUUUGUGACACAAUUUUAU